Molecule: messenger RNA, 1167 nt
Organism: Xenia sp. Carnegie-2017
Lineage: Eukaryota; Metazoa; Cnidaria; Anthozoa; Malacalcyonacea; Xeniidae
Product: protein ALP1-like
Exons: 1
Coding region: 1-1167 (388 amino acids)
Source: RefSeq, a predicted model, not a curated record
AUGUUGAAGAAACGCCAGCAGGAAAGUCAAUGUCAUAUUUUGGUUGAAGAGUUAAAAUUGCACGAUCGAGAGUAUUUUUUCAAGUUUUUAAGAAUGAGUCCAGAGAGGCUAGAGCAUCUAUUAAAUCUUGUUGCCCCCUACAUUACAAAACAGAAAUGCAACAGCAGAAUACCAGUUUCUGCAGGAGAAAGACUUGUCGUUACUUUGCGAUAUUUAGCUACGGGGGAUUCCCAACAAUCCCAAGCCUUUAAUUUCAGAUUUGGAAAAAGCACAGUUUGUAAUAUCAUAAAAGAAACAUGUAGUGGAAUAUGGAAUUCUUUAUGUACCACAUACCUGAAGGCUCCAAAGUCUGAGCAUGAAUGGAAAGGGAUCGCAAAUGAAAUGUUUACUCAGUGGAAUUUUCCAAACUGCAUAGGUGCAUUGGAUGGAAAACAAAUUGCAAUUGAAUGCCCUGCUAAUAGUGGAUCUAAUUUUUUUAAUUACAAAAAGUUUUAUAGUAUCGUAUUGAUGGCCAUGUGUGAUGCUAGGUACUGUUUUACAUUGGUGGAUAUUGGAAAUAAUGGAAGAGACAAUGAUGCACAAAUUUUCAAUAAUUCAGCAAUGGGCAAAGCUUUGUCAAAUAAUGAAUUAAAUGUUCCAUCCUGCAGUUCCAUUGUUGGCCAUACACUGCCUUAUGUUGUUGUAGCCGAUGAAAUCUUUGCACUCAAACCAUGGUUAAUGAAGCCAUAUGGUGGUAAAGGAUUACCACAAGAUAAAGAAAUAUUUAAUUACAGACUUAGUCGUUGCAGACGAACAAUAGAAAACAGUUUUGGCAUCCUUUCAGCAAGGUGGAGGAUUUUUCGCCGCCCAAUGAAAGCCAAGCCUGAAACAGUUGACUUGAUUAUAAAAGCAUGCUUAUGCCUGCAUAAUUAUUUACAGCUAACAUACAAUGCCCAUUACAUCCCAGCUGGUUUUGUAGAUGCUGAAGAUACUACAGGUAAUAUCGUACCUGGUAACUGGAGAAGCAUUACAUCAGGUGAUAAUGGUGCAAUGGAAGCAUUCUCAGUUGGAAGGGCAAAUAAUAGAUCUUCCUUUGAAGCUAUUGAAGUUAGAGAAAAAUUCAAGAAAUAUUUUACAAGCAAAGACGGAUCCUUAUCUUGGCAAGUCACUUAUGUUAAUAGUUUUUAA